Scaptodrosophila lebanonensis is the source of this 1611-nucleotide messenger RNA. RefSeq names its product glucose-6-phosphate 1-dehydrogenase. The record is from RefSeq and is a predicted model, not a curated record. Gene Ontology annotation, molecular function: glucose-6-phosphate dehydrogenase activity; NADP binding. Gene Ontology annotation, biological process: pentose-phosphate shunt, oxidative branch; glucose metabolic process. Gene Ontology annotation, cellular component: cytosol. NCBI's taxonomy places the organism in Eukaryota, Metazoa, Arthropoda, Insecta, Diptera, Drosophilidae. The transcript has a single exon. Bases 27 to 1538 code for a protein of 503 amino acids.
AAGCUUUUCCAAAAUUAAGCCGCACCAUGCAACCUCUCGAUUUGCAAAACGAAACAGCCCAUUCCUUUGUCGUGUUUGGCGCUUCGGGCAAAUUGGCAAAGAGGAAAAUCUUUCCAGCACUGUGGGCGCUCUAUCGAGAUAAUCGCUUGCCACAGUUCACGCAAAUAUACACCUUCAGCCGCACUAUGAUGCACACCUCCGAGUUCCGCAUCUGGUGUGUGCCUUACAUGCAUCUGGACAGGGACCGCGAUCCGAAGAAGUACAACAGUUUUUGGACGAACGUGCACUGCGUGCAAGGACAGUACGACCAAACACAGGACUACAUAACGCUGAAUGAGACCAUGAGUGCUUAUGAAACCAAACACAAUAUGACAUUGGCCAAUCGGGUGUUCUAUUUGGCCCUGCCUCCCAUAGUGUUUGAUGCGGUCACACUGAACAUCAGUCGAAAGUGCGUCUCCAACACGGGAUGGAAUCGCAUUGUUGUGGAGAAACCAUUUGCCAGGAACGACAUUACCUUCAAGCCCUACCAGACACAGCUCUGCCAGUGCUUCAAGGAGUCUCAAAUCUACAUGAUCGAUCACUACCUUGGCAAGCAGAUGGUUCAGGAUAUGAUGGCUCUGCGAUUUUCGAAUUGUUUGUGGGGAGAUACGUGGGACAAUCGCCAUAUAGCCGCAAUUAUGAUCAGCGUCAAGUGCGACAAGCCAGUUGUGGCACGUCCCGACUACUUUGACAGCUACGGCAUCAUACGAGACGUUAUGACGAACCACAUGAUGCAGUUGCUCGCCCUGAUAGCCAUGGAGCCGCCGUACACCGGCGACGUGGAAGGUGUGCGUGAGGAGAAGCUGAAAGUGCUUAAGGACGUAGUCUCGCCGGAUUUGAGCGACGUGAUUGUGGGGCAAUAUGUUAAUAAUGGGCGGGAGAGCGAUCUGUUUAAGGUGGGCUACUUAGAGCAUCACUAUAUACCCAAAAAUUCCAUUACGCCCACCUAUGCGAUGGUGGUGCUGCGCAUCAAUAAUAAGCGCUGGUCGGGAGUGCCCUUCAUUUUGCGGGCAGGCAAGGCGCUCAACGAAAGCAAGGUAGAGGUGAGGGUGCAGUACAAGGCGAUGGAGUGUGAGAUCUUGGAGGGCAUGGAAACUAAGCGCAAUGAACUCGUUAUGUGUCUGGCACCCAAGGAGCAUGUUUUUAUGCGUGUUAUGCUCAAAAAGCCGGGGGAAAAACUGUGCCUGCAGGAGUCCAACUUGAACUUAACAUUGAGGGAUCCGCGUAUUUGUGUGCCCCAAAAUUUCCACAGUCUGCUAUUGGACGUGCUCGAAGGGUCACAAAUGCUGUUCAUGCGUUCAGACGAGCAGUGCGAGAUCUGGCGUAUCUUCUCGCCUCUUCUAAGUGCACUGGAAGCGGACCGUAUUAAGCCCAUUCCGUAUGCCCUUGGAUCCUGGGGUCCAAUGGCAGCUUAUCGAAAGGCGGUGAAGCACGGCUUCCUGUUCUACCACUCAGCCGAAGCCCACGAAGGCCGUCAGUCACUAACCCCCCAGUUGUAGGUAAAGUUGUCGUGCAUUUAUAAAUGGGUUUAUGGCGGACUAAUAAACAAAACAACAUAAGUUUUUUAAUUAA